ACACUCUCUCUUCACCGUUCACUGAAUCGUUUCGAUUUUGAAAUUGCGUUCUCUUAUGGCGGAGCAGCAGAACGUGAUUCUUCCGACGUCGGUGGAGAAUCUGAUAGAUAGCAUUUGCAAGGAACAGAAUCAGCUUCCACCGGAUGCCAAACUCCGUCGCCAGCUCGCCGCCAUCGGAGAGCAACAAGCUCUUCACAUUCUAUCUAAAAUCUCAAAAAACAAAAUCCGACACACUCUCUCCGCAUUCAUCCUCCACAUGCUCAAACAACAAUCCCUUCCUCUUUCUCCCUCACCUCCCAACCCCACGCGCCCUCCUCAUUCCUCGCUUCUACACGCGUUGGGAGAGUUAGAGUUCCGCAAGGCCUUUCUGCUCCUCAGUUACGCCGGAGGAGAGUGUCUUGAGAAUGUUACCACUGCUGAAUAUAUUCGGAGCCUCAAAGACUUGCCCAUGGCUACGUUCGAGAAAACAGUGUGGGAAGCUGUGGGCCAAAAAUGCGUCAACCGUGAGAGUGAUCGCCGUUUGUAUGUUGAUUGGGAUUCUGGCAAGUCACACGUAUAUCAUUGCUACGUUUCUUCAGAUGGGAACUUAAGGUUCAAGGGUCCUAUUUUGCAAAGCAUGCGAACUCACCUACAAAAAUGUCUGGGUGAUGAGAAUGUUUUGCUUGUAAAAUUUGACGACGAUAGGAGUGUAAGGAAUGUAAGGACCAGCGCUGAAGAAGCUAAUGCUCUGUAUGGGAAGUUUGGAAAAGAAGGGAUCUGUGUUGGUCUUCGUUUGUAUCGCUUUUUUGUUUUUAAAGAUGGUGGAAAGGAAGAGAAGAAGAAGGACCCAACAACUUCAUCUGUGAAAUGUUAUUUUGUUAGGAUAGAAUCAUAUUGUUCUGUAGAUGAGAGUGCAUCUUACGUAUUGUCAAACAAGACAAUGUUUGAAGCUAGAUCUUUAUUCAUGCAUGUCCACACGUUACCUAGUUUGGACAAGUAUAUGGCUAGGUUCUCUCUCAUUCUGUCAAAGACAUUAAAACUCGACAUUGACUUGGCAACUGUAAGUGUCAAAACAAUUCAAGAUGAAUAUUGCAAGGUAAAGUCAAUUGAUGAAAAUGGCAAUAUUGUGUAUGAUAAUGGGAAACCACGUAUCCUCACUGAUGGAACUGGGUUCAUCUCAGAAGAUUUGGCAUUGCUCUGCCCUAACAAUGUAUCAAAAGGAACAAGUGUAGAGAAUAAAUAUAUCCAGGAAAUACGCAAUCUCGUUGAACUGGAGGAUAUGAGUAAGGCAAUGAUAGAAGCAAAACUGAACACACAUCAGCUGCCUUUGCUGAUUCAGUGUCGUCUCUUUCACAUGGGUAGUGCAAUGAAGGGUACACUUUUGGUUAACAGAAAGCUCCCUCCUAGGACAAUACAGGUUCGGCCUUCAAUGAUUAAAGUUGAGACAGAUUCAAGCCUUCCAAAUAUUCAAACCAUAAAUUCAAUGGAGGUAGUGACUACAAGCAACAAGCCAAAUAGAGCAUAUUUAUCUAGACAACUGAUUACACUUCUAAGCUAUGGAGGGGUGCCAAAUGAAUUCUUCAUGGGUAUACUUCGGAGUAAUUUGGAAGAUGCAGACCUUGUCUACACCAAAAAGCGUGCUGCACUCAGAGCUUCUAUCAACCAUGGUGAGAUGGAUGAAUACAAUGCAGCAGGAAUGAUUUUAUGCGGCAUUCCUCUAGAUGAAACAUUUUUGCAGUAUCGUCUUUCUAUACUUGCGAAGGCAGAAAGGAAGAGACUUAGGGGAGGGAAGCUUUAUGUACCUGAUUGUUUCUAUUUAAUGGGGACUGUUGAUCCCACUGGAAGCCUGAAAAAGAAUCAAGUUUGUAUAAUUCAUGAAAAUGGCCAGAUUACUGGAGAUGUACUGGUUUAUCGAAAUCCAGGUCUACAUUUUGGUGAUAUUCAUGUAAUGCAUGCCAGAUCUGUGGAGGGGUUAGAAUCCUUUGUUGGACACAGCAAAUAUGCAAUUUUUUUCCCAUGUGUUGGGCCUCGCUCUGUGGCAGAUGAGAUAGCUGGAGGUGAUUUUGAUGGUGACAUGUACUGGGUUUCAAAGCAUCCUGAGCUAUUACAAUAUUUCAGAAAGAGUGACCCUUGGAUCGAACGGUCUUCUGUCAGAUUGGAUUCUAAUGUUAGAAAGCCAAGUGCAUUUUCGGCUGAGGAACUUGAGGAAGAACUUUUUAGACUAUAUCUAGAAACUCGGUUUCAACCAAGUAGCACAAUGGGUGUGGCAGCUGAUAGCUGUGUGGCACUCAUGGACCGUCUUUUGACGUUAAGAAAUGAUUGCUCCAAAGAAAAUGAGAAGGAGCAUGUGAAGGAGAAUAUACUUAAGUUGAUUGAUAUAUACUAUGUGGCAUUGGAUGCUCCCAAGAAAGGUGGAAGAAAGAUCCAAGUUCCAAAAGAUUUGGCCGUAGAAAUGUUCCCGCACUAUAUGGAAAAGGAUAGAUCAUUCACUUCAACCUCUAUCUUAGGUUUAAUAUAUGAUGAGGUUAGCAGAUGGCAAACUAAAGACAUAUCCAUGAAAGAAAUUAGAAAACUCUCUUGUUUUGAUAUUGAAGUACCUUCAAGCUGUAUGCAAAAGUGGGAAACGCUAUAUGAGGAAUAUAGGAAGGAUAUGACUAAUGCCUUAAAGGACAAUUCUAGAGCCAAUGAUGAGGCGGCUGAAGUCAUUAGAAUUUAUAAGGAGAAAUUGUAUGGUGCUGCUAAUAUGGAGGAUAGUCCGAAGAAUAUUAGGGAUAUUUAUAACGAGGCUUUGGCUGUGUAUCACGUUACUUAUAACUACGCCAUUCAAACGAAUUCAGUCAGUAAAUGUUCCUUUGCAUGGACGGUUGCAGGUUCAGCACUAACAAGUCUUUAUACCAUAAAACAAAAUGAAAAGGCUUUGAACAGUGCUCUAUCUGUAUUGCGCGAGAUUUUUGGUUCUUGAAAU
Abrus precatorius (Indian licorice) is the source of this 2944-nucleotide messenger RNA. RefSeq names its product probable RNA-dependent RNA polymerase 3. Gene Ontology annotation, cellular component: nuclear RNA-directed RNA polymerase complex. The coding region runs from base 56 to 2941 and encodes 961 amino acids. Lineage: Eukaryota; Viridiplantae; Streptophyta; Magnoliopsida; Fabales; Fabaceae. Gene Ontology annotation, molecular function: RNA-directed RNA polymerase activity. The record is from RefSeq and is a predicted model, not a curated record. Gene Ontology annotation, biological process: siRNA processing. The transcript has 18 exons.